AUGGAACCGCUGUACCAGCAAACGCACAAGCAGGUCCACCAGAUCCAGUCUCACAUGGGACGCCUGGAGACAGCAGACAAGCAGUCUGUGCACUUAGUAGAAAACGAAAUCCAAGCGAACAUAGACCAGAUAUUCAGCCAGCUAGAACGCCUGGAGAUUUUGUCCAGCAAGGAGCCCCCCAAUAAAAGACAGAAUGCCAAACUUCGUGUUGACCAGUUAAAGUAUGAUGUCCAGCACCUGCAGACUGCUCUCAGAAACUUCCAGCAUCGGCGAUACGCAAGGGAGCAGCAAGAGAGACAGCGAGAGGAGCUUUUAUCUCGCACCUUCACCCCCAACGACUCUGACACCACCAUACCAAUGGAUGAAUCCCUGCAGUUUAACUCCUCCCUCCAGAACAUUCACCACGGCAUGGAUGACCUCAUUGGAGGCGGGCACAGUAUUCUGGAGGGACUGAGGGCCCAGAGAAUGACCUUGAAGGGGACUCAGAAGAGGAUCCUUGACAUUGCCAACAUGCUGGGCUUGUCCAACACGGUGAUGCGGCUCAUCGAGAAACGGGCUUUCCAGGACAAGUACUUUAUGAUCGACCUGGAAGACUGGAAGAUCUUGCCAGACAGUGCACUUUGGAAGAAGGUGCAAAAGGAGCAGCUAA
This is a messenger RNA of Pipistrellus nathusii (Nathusius's pipistrelle), 649 nucleotides long. Lineage: Eukaryota; Metazoa; Chordata; Mammalia; Chiroptera; Vespertilionidae. The record is from the annotation of a GenBank genome assembly.